CGUCGUGCUAGACCGGUAUCGGCUAUAGGCGAGGAAAGACAGUGCGAGGUACACUACAGAUUAGUACGCUCCGGCAGUUGGUGCUUGGCGUGCAGAAACUCAACUCGGCUGUAAAUCUUUUUCUUCUCCUUUUGCUUUCAAUUGCGCGCUGUGCAUUCCGCAAGCCAGGCGGGACGAGUCAGGAGGACGCGUUGCGACGUUCCUCCGAUUUUCCGAUGCUAAGUAUUCCCCGUUGUGACUGUACCGCGUGCUCGUAGAAACUCAAAAGGAAACUUUUACGUGUCUUAUAUCGGGCGCAGUGUUGAUAUCUCGUGGCUGAAAAAUGGAGAUUUGCAACGGGCAGGAUCGAUUGUUCGAUGUGCCUCGCGGAAAACCGUCGUGUCUCGCCGAGAAUGGGCAGAAACUUCGACGAGAAGAAGUUUUCACCCUCCGAGAACUUAUAGAUGCACUGCACGAAGCUUUCGAGACGGAUCACGUGAAUAUCGAUCACGUCCAAGACCUGAUGAUGAGUUACAAGAGUAAUCCCGCGGAGUGGAAGAAAUUUGCCAAGUUUGAUAGAUACAGAUAUACAAGGAAUCUGGUUGACGAAGGAAAUGGCAGGUUCAAUCUCAUGGUGCUGUGCUGGGGAGAAGGUCACGGAUCAGCCAUACACGAUCAUGCGAAUGCGCACUGCGUAAUGAAAAUUCUUCAAGGAAAACUGUGCGAGACUAGAUACGCAUGGCCGACCAAAUCUGAGACGGAAGAAGGCGUGGAAGAGCUUAAAGAACUUGAGAAAAAUACUCUUGAUAUGAACGAGAUUUGUUACAUUAAUGAUACAAUGGGCUUGCACCGUGUCGAGAACCCAAGUGCGACGAACCCUGCCGUUUCCUUGCAUCUAUAUUCGCCACCGUUCUCGACGUGCUCGGUCUUCAACAAGCAAACUGGACAAAAGUCUACGUGUAAAGUCACAUUCUGGUCCAAGUACGGAGAAAGAAGAAACCGAGAAAUUCAAGACGCUAGAUCUCCGGAGGAUAACUAGUCUCAGCAAGGAUGCGGGAGCGCUACCAGUGACAUUCCAAUUAAGUUUAGGAGCGAUUCUGAAGUUAGAAGUGGUGACAUAUGUAUAAAGAAUAAGAUAAAUCAAUUAAUCAUUAUAUUAUAUAAUUAAAAAAUUUGUUUAUUGUUAUUAUAAUAUGAUACUCGUCGAUGUAAUCAUUUUUAAGUAUUUAAGCAUAUUUUUAAGCAAAAAUUAUCUACAUAUUCGUGCGUUAUCUUUUUACAAAAUUAAGUUAAAUUGUUAAUGUGUGUGUGCUAUUGAAUAAAAAUAAGCACGUGAAAAAAUGUAUCUAUUUUGACGAA
This is a messenger RNA of Ooceraea biroi (clonal raider ant), 1338 nucleotides long. RefSeq names its product cysteine dioxygenase type 1. The record is from RefSeq and is a predicted model, not a curated record. Lineage: Eukaryota; Metazoa; Arthropoda; Insecta; Hymenoptera; Formicidae. Gene Ontology annotation, biological process: L-cysteine catabolic process. Gene Ontology annotation, molecular function: cysteine dioxygenase activity; ferrous iron binding.